Messenger RNA from Talaromyces atroroseus, 1554 nucleotides. RefSeq lists its product as hypothetical. NCBI's taxonomy places the organism in Eukaryota, Fungi, Ascomycota, Eurotiomycetes, Eurotiales, Trichocomaceae. Bases 1 to 1554 code for a protein of 517 amino acids. The record is from RefSeq and is a predicted model, not a curated record. Gene Ontology annotation, biological process: mRNA splicing, via spliceosome; spliceosomal tri-snRNP complex assembly. The transcript has a single exon. Gene Ontology annotation, cellular component: precatalytic spliceosome; U4/U6 x U5 tri-snRNP complex; U4 snRNP.
AUGUCGGCCGCUGAGGAUCUUUUGAGAGAUUUCGAAGACUCGGAUUUGGAAGAUGUGGGAGAAGAUGAAGUCGAAAAUGGCGUUCAAGUGAUGGAAGACGUGGUGGAGCAGCCAGCAGAGGAAGCCGGCGAGGAGGAAAAUGUUGCAGUUAAAAAUGAUUUUGAGGUCGCCAUGUCCGCAGCAGAUGAAUUAGCACGUCUACACAAGGUUCUACGCGAUCAUUAUUCGAUACGAUUUCCAGAGCUCGAGACUCUGAUCACAAACCCGAUCAACUACGCGAAAACUGUCGCAAUAUUGAAGAAUGGGCCUCUUGAUAGUAUCAAAGAGCUGUCCACAAGCGCGGACAACAUUGUUGGUGUUCCUUUAAAUGCUGUGAUCGAUGGACCCUCGUUGAUGGUCGUUACAGUCGAAGGAACCUCCACGCGGGGACGGGAGAUGACAGACGCGGAGCUCAAGGUUGUGCUCGAGACUUGCGAAAAAAUCCUGAAACUCGACCGAGAGCGAACUGCACGUAUUGAGAGCGUUCAGUCCCGCAUGACGGAAAUUGCGCCAAAUCUUACAGCUCUCAUCGGGUCGCAGACGGCCGCUCAGUUUCUUAAUCAAGCGGGUGGAUUACUAGAGCUUGCCAAAAUCCCCGCCUGUAAUCUGGCUGCUCAGGGAUCCAAAAAGCAAGAAGGGUUGGGUUUUGCUACAAAUGUUGGGAUUCGGCAGCAAGGUUUUCUCUAUCAUUCGCCGAUCAUUCAGGAUAUUCCGAACGAUGUCAAACGGCAGGCAAUGCGUAUUGUGUCAGCAAAGAUGGUGCUCGCUGCUCGAGCUGAUGUUUCCCAUAGUAGCCCAGACGGAUCUAUGGGUGAGGAGCUUAAGCAGCAAUGUUUCCACCGACUAGACAAACUUACAGAACCGCCACCAAACAAAGGUCCUCGGGCCCUUCCUGCUCCCGACGACAAGCCGGCGCGAAAGCGAGGUGGCCGACGUGCACGCAACGCAAAGCAGGCUGUAGCAAUGACGGAGAUCCGUAAAGCCCAGAAUAGGCUCGCGUUUGGUAAAGAGGAACAGGAGGCUGGUUAUGGUACGGGUGACGGCACAAUCGGGUUGGGCAUGCUUGGGCAAGAGAACGAUGGCCGAAUUCGCGCAGCUCAGAUUGAUCAGCGCACACGAGCUAAGCUGAGCAAGUCCAACAAAGGCUGGGGAGCAGCUACCCCAAUCAGUGGCACAGCUACAUCGCUUCGGGGCCCUGGAAAUGCUACAGUCCUGGGUCUACGCACAUCAGGCGUGGGACCCUCACUUGGAGCGUCGGCUGGUACAGCAAGUUCGAUUGCGUUCACUCCGGUUCAGGGAUUGGAACUGGUCGAUCCGAAAGUGCAGGCAGAGCUCAACCGCAAACGCAAGGCGGAAGAGGAUCGGUGGUUCAAGAGCGGCACCUUCACUCAAGUGGGCAAUCAAAGCACUGUUGGACAGGGCGGCAGCGGAGGCUUCAAGGUUCCGGAGGUGCCGGCGAAGAAGGUAAACACUGGAGGAAGCAUGGCCCCCCCACCGCUUCCCACGAAAAGGUGA